Messenger RNA from Cervus elaphus (red deer), 1769 nucleotides. It is a transcript of the gene CHST13, whose product is annotated as carbohydrate sulfotransferase 13. Gene Ontology annotation, molecular function: sulfotransferase activity. The record is from RefSeq and is a predicted model, not a curated record. The transcript has 3 exons. Gene Ontology annotation, biological process: proteoglycan biosynthetic process; carbohydrate biosynthetic process. Bases 164 to 1186 code for a protein of 340 amino acids. Lineage: Eukaryota; Metazoa; Chordata; Mammalia; Artiodactyla; Cervidae. Gene Ontology annotation, cellular component: membrane.
GAGGGUCCCCGCCCUGGGGCGCGGAUCCUGGGCGGCCCUGGGUUUCGGUUUGGUCUGAGCACGAGCCCGUGGGCGGGUCCAAGGGCGGGACGGAGGUCGCGCCCCGGUCCCAGUACAGCGCGGGCCCGUCGGGCCGGCCGAGCGCGGCGCGCUCCGGGCAACCAUGACGAGGCGCUGCGGGCGGCGGCGCGCACUGGCGGCCGCGUGUCUGGGGGCCGCGCUCCUGCUGCUGGGCGCCGCGCCCCGCGCCCUGCGCCCUGCGUUCGAGAGCAGCGCAGUGGGCACCAGCUGGUUUGGCGGGAAGGGGAGGAGCCCCUUGCAGAUGCUCUACGACCUGGACCAGGGCCCACGCUCUGCCCUGGCCGAGGUGCACCGGCAGCGGCGAGAGCUGCUGCGCCGCGCCUGCAGCCGCCACACCCGGCGGCAGCACCUGCUGCGGCCCGAGGACCUGCGGCACGUGCUGGUGGACGACGCGCGCGGCCUGCUCUACUGCUACGUGCCCAAGGUGGCCUGCACCAACUGGAAGCGCGUGCUGCUAGCGCUGAGCGGCCGCGGCCCCAGCGACCCGCGCGCCAUCCCCGCGCCCGAGGCGCACGCGCCCGGCCUCCUGCCCUCGCUGGCCGACUUCAGCCCGGCCGAGGUCAACCGGCGUCUGCGCGCCUACCUGGCCUUCCUCUUCGUGCGCGAGCCCUUCGAGCGCCUGGCCUCGGCCUACCGCAACAAGCUGCAGCGGCCCUGGGGCGCCGCCUUCCAGCGCCGCUUUGGCACCGACAUCGUGCGGCGCCUGCGGCCGCGCCCAAGCCCAGACGCGCUGGCCCGCGGCCACGACGUGCGCUUCUCCGAGUUCCUGGCCUACCUGCUGGACCCGCGCACGCGCCGCGACGGGCCCCUGAACGAGCACUGGGAGCGCGCCCACGCGCUCUGCCACCCGUGCCGCCUGCGCUACGAUGUGGUGGGCAAGUUCGAGACGCUGGCCGAGGACGCGGCCUUCGUGCUGGGCCUCGCGGGCGCACCCGGCCUGCGCUUCCCGGAGCCGCCGCCAGGGGCCAGGGCCGCCGCGCGCGACCGGGCCGAGCGCCUCUUCCGCGACAUCAGCCCCUUCUACCAGCGGCGCCUCUUCGGCCUCUACAAGAUGGACUUCCUGCUCUUCAACUACUCCGUCCCCUCCUACCUGCGGCUGCGCUAGCCCGCGGCCCGGGGUGCGCGGCGAGACGCUUGCGCUCGCCCCCUUGGGCGGACCGCGUCGUCGCACAGCCCGCCUCGCCUCCGGGGGCUGGACCCCUGGGUGCCUGACGCUGGCCUCGUCGAAGCGCCCGGGCCGGCGGGUGCGUCCCCAGGACCCCGGAGGACGGAAUAAUAGGCUUUUAGGCUGCGAGCGCCUGUGUCCUGUCGUCUGUCCUGAACCUAACCGUGGCACAAGAUUAGAAUGCUGGCUCCGCGCUGGCCCCUGACCCCUGGGGCCCUCCCCACCUCACCUGCCCUGGUCACUGUGCCGGGCCAAGGAGAGAAGGCCCGCCCCCAACAGACCCAGGGCCGGCUGGCCUCGCCUCGGCCUCAGCGGGCCACCUGGGCGCCCUGAGGACCCUGCCACCCGGUGCGCCCCCGGGGGCCCUGUUCUGGCCCCUUCUUGGCCUCAGUCCAGCCAGAUGCUCGGUGGUCCACCGUCAACAGAGCCGCCCGGUAGGCAAUAUAGGAGCAGACUAACCAGGACCGUGGUGAGCGGGAGCUCAUGUGUUUGAAAUAAAUGCGUUUUGUUACUUUGUGAAAAA